Molecule: messenger RNA, 1232 nt
Organism: Cyprinodon variegatus (sheepshead minnow)
Lineage: Eukaryota; Metazoa; Chordata; Actinopteri; Cyprinodontiformes; Cyprinodontidae
Exons: 5
Coding region: 63-884 (273 amino acids)
Biological process (GO): lipid metabolic process
Cellular component (GO): membrane
Molecular function (GO): oxidoreductase activity, acting on the CH-CH group of donors
Source: RefSeq, a predicted model, not a curated record
CCUGCGCUGGUGAACUUUACCCAAACUGCUAUUAUUUGUCUGGUUAUUGGAGGAGUGGUUUUAUGACAGGCGCUCAGAUCAGCGGGCUGCUCGCCGAGCUUCAGGACAUGAUCAUGGGAAGCACUCUCGCUAAAUGCGCCCUCACCGACCUGGGGAUCCAGUGGGCUGGCUGGGCUCUGGCUGCUGCUUUCAGGACAGAGAAGUUCUACGAUUUGGCAGGAUCCGGCACAUUUAUUCUACUGGCGCACCUGAGUCGGAUCUGGGGAGGAGCAACUUCUACCCGACAGAAAGUUCAGACUGGAUUGGUGACAGCAUGGGGACUCAGGCUGGGGACAUUCCUUUUCCUGCGAAUCUUGAAGGACGGUCAUGAUCGCAGGUUCAACAAUGUCAGAGACAGCCCAGGGACCUUUUUCGUAUACUGGAGCGUUCAAGCGGCGUGGAUAUUUAUUACCCUCCUGCCCACCCUCAUGCUUAACGUAGAGAAGCGCAAUGUGCCUCUGGGGCCGAGGGACUACAUUGGCUGGACUGUAUGGGGCAUUGGCUUCGCUACUGAGGCUAUUGCGGAUCAGCAAAAGUGGCUUUUCAAGCGCGACCCAGAUAAUGCUGGGAAAUUCAUCCAGAGUGGACUGUGGGCCUACAGCAGGCAUCCUAACUACUUUGGAGAGAUCAUGCAGUGGUCGGGUCUGUGGCUCUCUGCCUCGUCUGUCAUGCAGGGGCCUCAGUACCUGAGCGUGGUGUCUCCACUCUUCCUGUGGUUUUUGCUGCGUUAUGUCAGCGGUAUUCCCAUUCUGGAGAAGCAGGCUAUGAAGAAAUGGGGAUCUGAGCCUGCCUUCCAGGAAUACAUUAAAAACACUCCUCUUCUCUGGCCAUGGCCAAAGUUUUGAUACUGUUUACAGCUGCUAUAAACAUUAAAGAUGCAAACUAAGGAUAUUCUUUUGUUAAUGGCUGCAUAAUUUUACUGUGUCUUAAAUUCUAACACCUUCUGUACAGUAUGAAAUAAUGAGUGAUGUGUUAAAUACGCCUGGAACGAGGUGAUAAGGCAGUAUGAGAGACAUUGUUGAUGUGCAAAAGGCCUCAUUAACUUUAGCUCUUAAGCUUUUCUGCGUUUUCAGAAACCCCACUGGGAAAGAAUUUAAGACAGUUCUGGGAAGAGUGUAAUGGGCUGAUUAAUUUGAAGGGGGAAGAAAUCACAAUGACCUCAAAACAAUUAACAGCUGAACAAUCUGGCAUUA